This is a messenger RNA of Erythranthe guttata (spotted monkey flower), 546 nucleotides long. NCBI's taxonomy places the organism in Eukaryota, Viridiplantae, Streptophyta, Magnoliopsida, Lamiales, Phrymaceae. The record is from RefSeq and is a predicted model, not a curated record.
AUGGCAAACAUCACCAAGCUUGAGUUCGCUGCUCUAGACAUUUUCGGAAGAAAUUAUCUAACUUGGAUCCUUGAUGCUGAGAUCCAUUUGAAUGCCAUGAACCUCGGAAAUACCAUUAAGGAUGGUAAUGAGGAAAGUGAACAAGAUAAGGCGAAAUCAAUGAUUUUUAUUCGCCAUCAUCUCCAUGAGGGCUUAAAAUCCGAGUAUCUUGGGGUAAAGGACUCUGCUACUCUAUGGAAUAAUUUAAAUGAAAGAUAUGAUCACCAGAAGAGUGUGAUACUUCCUAAAGCUCGAUAUGAAUGGAUGCACUUGCGUUUGCAAGAUUUUAAAUCAGUAAAUGAGUAUAAUUCCGCCAUGUUUAAAAUUGUUGCUCGAUUGAGAUUAUGCGGAGACGAUGUCACAGAACAUGACAUGUUAGAAAAGACAUUUACCAUUGUUCAUGCCUCUAAUAUGCUCCUGCAACAACAAUAUCGUGAAAGAACUAUAAUCGUGGUCGAGGUCGUGGCUGCAGGCGUGGGUAUUGUCGUGGUUAUGGUCGACAUCUAG